Megalopta genalis is the source of this 2226-nucleotide messenger RNA. Lineage: Eukaryota; Metazoa; Arthropoda; Insecta; Hymenoptera; Halictidae. The record is from RefSeq and is a predicted model, not a curated record.
AUGCAAGUGCUACGGUGGACCUUCAUGCUCAUAACACUGUGCGGAUGUCGGCGUCUACCUUUUUGGAACUCAACACCCUGGCGGUACAUCUACAGUGCGUACACAGGGACGUGUUUCAUAACGACGAUUCUCGCCCUUGUCGGUGGGAUUCUGGACCUAGCUCUCACUGUUGACAACCGGAACGAUCUCACCGAGAAUUUGUUCAAAACCAUGUCCUUCGCUAUCGACUGCUUUAAAAUGACCAGCAUGCUGAUCAUGAGGGAGAACUUAGGAACACUGAUGAACACCCUUCAAUCGGCGCCGUUCGCACCUGUGGGCGCCGAGGAGCUGGAAAUACAGAAGAACUUUCACAAAUCGGCUGAGCAAACCGGGAAGGUCUAUACGGCCGCCCUUGAGGUUUGGUCAGCAUGGACGGUGUUGGUGACGCUGCUGAUGAACUUUGCCAGCAGAAAAUUACUGUACCGCGUCUGGCUUCCCUUCGAGUAUAACUCGGCAACAAUAUACUCCUUGGUCUACCUGCACCACGCACUAACAACCGUGAUCUGCGUAACUGCGGUGGUCGCAUAUGAUACCCUAUUCACCGGGCUGAUGAUACAAAUAUACUCUCAGUUCGAGAUACUCCGGCAUCGCCUGCGAAACGUUCACAGGAACGAGAACGAUUUAGUCAAACAUUGUGCCCGUCAUCAUGAUCACAUCUACAAGUUCGCUAACAUGGUGAACAACGAAUUCAGAGCUGUUAUGUUCAUACAGUUCGUCCAGAGCACCGCCGUUCUGUGCUUCGGCCUCUAUCAAUUGACGAUGUCGGAACUUGACGGCAAUCUAGCUGACAUUGCCUUUUACAUUACUUGUUUGCUUCUUCAGAUUUUCUACUUCUGUUGGUUUGGGAACGAGGUCAAGUUGAAGUCCAGUCAGCCGGUUCAUAUCCUCAGAACAUGUCCGCAAAGUUUCUCUUUGCAGAGUCUCGAGGUGCCCGACAUGAUCUUCGAAAUCGAAUGGACCACGCUGAGCAACAAGACGAAGAAGAUACUUCUGAUGAUGAUGCGUCGAGCUACAGUGCCGAUAGAAUUCACCAGCCUCCACAUCGUCUCCGUCAACGUCGAGACUUUCAAGGCGUAUGCUAACGAAAGAAAAUAUUUGUUCGAGGAAAACUUGCAGCAGAACGUGAUUCGUUGUCUAAGGCCAUGCACCUGGACAUCAUCGCUCAAGAAAUAUUUGUAUUCGGUGUACUCGGCCAUAAUAACCAGUCUCCUGCUGUCUGCAUUGCUAUCGCAUACUCUCGACAUAGUAUUCAACGUCCAAACUCAGGAAGAUCUCAGUGACAAUAUUAUCAUCACGGUCUCUGUGGUUGGAGGUGCAUGCAAGAUGUACACCUUCUUAGUGAAUAGAGACAAUAUCAUGAUCCUGAUAAGGGCUUUGCGGAGAAAGCCGUUCAUGCCUGUAAAUGAGGAAGAGAUGAACAUCAAGAUGAGAUUCGACAAAGUAAUCGAGGAGAAUGCAAUUCAAUUCAUGUGGCUGGUUCAGGCCACCAUGAUGCUGGUGUGGGUCAGCACACCGGUCAUGGAAGCAAAGAACCGAAAAUUACCAUUUCGCGCAUGGAUACCGUAUAAUUAUUCCUCUGCGACGCUGUACAUGGUGACGUACCUUUAUCAAUACGUGACUUUGACAUUGGAUACGAUGAUGCACAUUGGUUGUGACUCUCUGUUCAGCGGGUUGUUGAUCUGCGUGUAUUGUCAGCUGGAGAUUCUCAAGCAUCGCCUGCAAAAUAUUAAGAAUGACCAGAAUAGGUCGGCGAACGUAUGCGCUUUCCACCAUCAUCAGAUAUACAUCUUCGCUUCAAAGUUGAGCAGAAGCUUUCGCAUAAUUCUGUGCUAUCAACUCGUGGCAACCGUGUCAAUGGUCUGCUUCAGCAUUUUUCAACUGACGCAGGCGCGACUGAAUGGAAAAGCAGUUGAACACGUUAUGUUCAUGAUUUGCGUACUGAUACAGCUGUUUUACUACUGUUGGUACGGGAACGAAGUUAGGCGAAAGAGCUUGGAAGUCCCUGACAUGAUCUUCGAAAGCAACUGGAUAAAUUUAGACAACGAGACUAAGAAGGUUCUUUUAGUGAUUAUGCUACGAGGGUCAUUUCCCAUGGAGUUCAAAAGCGCUCAUAUUAUAACCGUGAAUCUGGAGUCGUUCAUGGCGGUGAUCAAGACUUCUUAUUCGGUGUAUAAUCUGCUCAAAUAA